AUGGCCAACUCGGAAAAUGAUACCCAACUUGAGGAAGAUCAGCAGGAACUAGAAAACCAAAUUGAUGAACAAGACAUAGAACAAAGCAUAUCACAAAUUUCUGAAAUUUCGCGAUCCUUCGAAACGCGACAGUCGGCAAAUCUAGAAAAUGAUAGUGCAACUGUUGUCCAAGCGUCUAGUAAACCCGUCGUCAACAAUGACGGUAGUAAUGCUUUGCCGGAAUGGGUCGAGAAGUUAGCUCGUCCAAAGCGACUGCAUUUGCAAGAAACACUUGCUAAUUUUGGAUCACAAAUGACGGAAGAAAAGGCAAAGAGAAUAAAGAUGUUCAUAGACAAUCUUGAAAAACCUCGAAACAAACGUAAUGCUGAAUCGGAAGCAGGAAAGGGCACUUUCAAAGUGUCAGAAAAUUCACAAAAGAUUUACGACGGGCUUCAAUCUAGUUUGCGACGGGUUGCGUUCGAAACAUUGGCCAACAGAAUUUAUGAUAAAAUUCCCGAAAUGAUUUUAAUGAUGGAACAAAGUCGCCCAAAAUAUGUAACACCGGAGAGGAAAGCUCUGCUCGAUACACUUGAGAGCACUCUGUACAGCUAUCUCGGUAAACCAGGAAACGAGCAUGAAAUGCGUGUUUUCCAGUACUUGCAUCACGGACUGACUUCGUUCGUAGAAAAUAUGAUUGAAUUUGUUCACAAAAAUCAAGAGGAAAGUAACGAAAAAAUUACAUCUGCAAAGUCACGUUUUGCGCCAACGGUCGAGCUGGCCCGAAAGGUGUACAAAAUCGCUCGUAAGCAGUGA
Molecule: messenger RNA, 792 nt
Organism: Anopheles nili
Lineage: Eukaryota; Metazoa; Arthropoda; Insecta; Diptera; Culicidae
Exons: 2
Coding region: 1-792 (263 amino acids)
Source: RefSeq, a predicted model, not a curated record